GCUCUAUUCCAUUUGUAGUGUGUGAUGAUAAGAACGAAGAAAGAGCCCUCAUUGACGUUAAAUAUUCAAUGAAGUUAUGCGUUGAUUAUUCCAUUCCAAGUGUUGGUCUUUGAUUUAUCCGCAAAAACAUGUCACGUAGCUUUGCAGCUCUAUUCCUAUGGUGGAUCCUUGUAGUUGUAGGUACCUGUCCUCAGCCUCUGCUGUCUUAUAAUGGCGGCAACGCAGACGAAACGCCGCCCCGGCGCGAGAUAACUAGGGCGCCACACGGCGUUGUGGCGACUGAUGACGGAAGAUGCUCGAGAAUCGGGAGAGACGUGUUGGUUGACGGAGGCCAUGCCGUUGAUGCAGCUGUGGCUGCUGCUCUUUGCUUGGGCGUUGUGAGCCCCGCGUCGAGCGGCAUUGGCGGCGGCGCGUUCAUGGUGCUUAGGUCGGCUCACGACGGCGAGGUCAAGGCCUUUGACAUGAGAGAGACCGCGCCCAAACGUGCUUCCCAGAAUAUGUACGCGAAAAAUCCAGACGCUAAAGCGAGGGGCGCGUUAUCCAUCGCCACUCCCGGGGAGCUUGCAGGCCUGUAUGAAGCAUGGAGAAAGUACGGCAAUCUUCCCUGGCAAAAGCUCGUGAAGCCGGCAGAAAGGCUUGCGCGAAACGGAUUCGCGAUAUCCAAAUAUCUGAGGAUGCAGAUGGAAGCAACAGAAGAAAUGAUAAUGGCGGACGAGGGACUGAAACAUGUUUUUGCGCCAGAAGGGAGGCUUUUGCAGGCCGGGGAUAUCUGUCGCAACAAAAAGCUGGCAACAACUCUCAGAAUCAUUUCUAAACUCGGCGUGGCUGCAUUCUACAAUGGCUCCAUUGGAGUGAGUAUGGUCAGAGACAUUCAAAAAGGUGGAGGAAUCUUAACAACCGAUGACCUUAACCAUUAUCAGGUUAAAAUCAGGAAACCAAUUGUCACAGAUGUUAUGGGGCUCAGAGUAAUCGGAAUGCCACCUCCCUCUUCUGGUGCUGCUGCUAUCACACUUAUACUAAACAUUCUGUCGCAAUAUGGAUUCUCUCCAAACAUUUCUCCAGCCCUGCAAAUACAUAGAGAAAUCGAAGCCCUGAAGCAUGCUUUUGCUGUAAGGAUGAGUCUGGGAGAUCCUGAUUUCGUUGAUCUGAAAAACGUUCUAGCUGAUAUGCUUUCUCCCAAGUUCGCAGCAGAGCUGAAGAAAACGAUAUACGAUAACACCACUUUUAAUGCCAGUCAUUACGGUGGCAGGUGGAACCAGGUUCAAGACCACGGAACCAGUCAUGUAUCAAUUGUAGAUAGCAACAGAAAUGCAGUCUCCAUGACUAAUACAAUCAAUGCAUAUUUUGGGUCUGCUUAUAUGUCACCAAGUACCGGCAUAGUCCUAAACAAUGAGAUGGAUGAUUUCUCAGUUCCUGGAAAUGAUACGUCUCGUCCACCUGCUCCCGCCAAUUUUAUCCGCCCAUUAAAGCGGCCAUUGUCGUCCAUGAGCCCCACCAUUGUCCUCAAUGGUGAGCAUUUGAAAGCUGUGGUAGGAGCAAGUGGAGGAGGAAAGAUAAUAGCCGGAACAACUGAGGUUUUCUUGAACCAUUUUGCCAAGGGGAUGGAUCCACUCUCCUCUGUUAUGGCUCCAAGAUAUUACCAUCAGCUUUAUCCAAAUGUCCUGCAGUAUGAGAACUGGACAACUGUGGUUGGGGACCAUUUUGAAUUGGGAGCUGAUAUAAGGCUAGCCUUACAAAAUAAGGGGCAUGUCCUAUCUGGCCUUGCUGGUGGGACAAUUUGUCAAUUUAUAGUUCAAGAGCUUGAGCCUCCAUUGUCUGGUCAGCUUGUGGGUGUAAGUGACCCCAGAAAGGGUGGGUUUCCAGCUGGCUAUUAACAACGAAAAUGAUAAUUGUACCCUUAUAGUCGUAUAUAAUAAAA
This is a messenger RNA of Ipomoea triloba (trilobed morning glory), 1918 nucleotides long. RefSeq names its product glutathione hydrolase 1-like. Gene Ontology annotation, cellular component: plasma membrane. NCBI's taxonomy places the organism in Eukaryota, Viridiplantae, Streptophyta, Magnoliopsida, Solanales, Convolvulaceae. The transcript is spliced from 6 exons. Gene Ontology annotation, molecular function: glutathione gamma-glutamate hydrolase. Gene Ontology annotation, biological process: glutathione catabolic process. The record is from RefSeq and is a predicted model, not a curated record. The coding region runs from base 129 to 1874 and encodes 581 amino acids.